Molecule: messenger RNA, 960 nt
Organism: Rhagoletis zephyria (snowberry fruit fly)
Lineage: Eukaryota; Metazoa; Arthropoda; Insecta; Diptera; Tephritidae
Source: RefSeq, a predicted model, not a curated record
AUGGAUUUUGAAGAUAAAGAGCAGGUGGAAAAGCUCUUUGAUCGUCUUCACCGACUUGCCAAGGAGAUGGCUUGUGGUUUUUGCGAUAGAAACUUUGUUGAUCCGAAUUCAUUAAAAUGCUCUCACCGAUUCUGCAGCAAAUGCAUCAGAGACCAUAGGAAAAGCAAGGAUCAGUGUCCGAUCUGCAAAGAGCCAGUAUUAAAACAGCAAGUUGUACUCGUACAAACGAACAUUAAACUGUUUCAGGCGGGCUUCCUUAAACUGUUAAAAGUUUUGGAGAAAAAGCAUCUCAAGAAUUCUCCUCGUAUUCGAGUUAUGCAGGACUUCAUGUGUAAUCGCGUACCAUUUGCCCACGUGAAACGUCAAUUCGAAGCCACAGAUGAUAAAGAAGUUCCAUACGAGCCAACUGAAAGUGACUUCAAAGAAAAUCGUUUUCUCAAUUUCAACACUUCAUACGACCUAACUAGCAAUAAUAAUAUCGUAGAAGAAACAAUGAACAAGUCUUUAGACAAAACAUUCGACACAUUGACCCCUUCAGCCGGAAGCGUUUCGAUGCUCUCUGUCGACGAAACAUUUUUUGGCGAAGAAAAAGAUGACACUAAAGAAUCACAAGUUAAACAAUCAAAAGAUAACGCCGGAUCUAUUGGCUUGCCAAAAUGUGAUUCUGACGAUUCGGAUGACUCGGAACCAAUGGAUGUGAGCGACGAAACGGAUUCUGAUUCAAGCUCGUCUGAUGAUGAAGAAUUGGACAAAGACACGCAAAGUCAAUAUUCCGUGAAGAAACAACGCAUCAAUUAUACACACACAAAGGAGGAUCAUUUUGAUCGCGUCGUCAAAAAUACAGAGAAAAAAGCUAUUCAUCCAAAGUCUCCUGAAUAUGGCGGAAGUCCAGAACUGGAAGGCGUUUUCGACUUUUUGAGUGAUUCAGAUGACUCGCUUAGUGAUUUUUCUAAACUGUAA